Molecule: messenger RNA, 15443 nt
Organism: Loxodonta africana (African savanna elephant)
Lineage: Eukaryota; Metazoa; Chordata; Mammalia; Proboscidea; Elephantidae
Gene: IPCEF1
Product: interaction protein for cytohesin exchange factors 1
Exons: 13
Coding region: 317-2242 (641 amino acids)
Source: RefSeq, a predicted model, not a curated record
UGUGUAGACUGAGCUGUGAAGCUGGAGCUGCUUAGAGAGCAGAACCCUCAGCCUCUGCCUCAGAGUAUUAUGAGUGCUGUGAACUCAGGUACAAAGAACCAGCUCUUGGAUUUACUCUUUUUCUUGCAUCAAUACAUAGAAUUGAAGGAAAACUCAUUAACAACCUACAAUAUGCAGAUGAUACAGCCUUGCUUGCUGAAAGUGAAGAGGACUGGAAGUACUUACUGAUGAAGAUCAAAGACUACAACCUUCAUAUGGAUUACACCUCAACAUAAAGGAAGCAAAAACCCUCACAAUUGGACCAGUAAACAACAUCAUGAUAAAUAGAGGAAAGAUUGAAGUUGUCAAGAAUUUCACUUUACUUGGAUCCACAAUCAAUGCCCAUGGGAGCAGCAGUCAAGGAAUCAAACAAUGUAUUGCAUUGGGCAAAUGUAAUGCAAAAGACCUAUUUAAAGUAUUAAAAAGCAAAGAUGUCACUUUGACGACUAAGAUGCACCUGACCCAAGCCGUCGUAUUUUCAAUUGCCUCAUAUGCACACGAAAGCAGGACCAUAAGUAAGGAAGACCUAAGAAUUGAUGCUUUUGAAUUAUGGCAUUGGCAAAGAAUAUUGAAUAUACCAUGGACUGCCAAUAGAAUGAAAAAAUCUGCCUUAGAAGAAGUACAGCCAAAAUGCUCGUUGGAAGCAAGGAUGGCAAGACUUCACUUCACGUACUUUGGGCAUGUUAUCAAGAGGGACCAAUUCCUGGAGAAGGACAUCAUGCUUGGUAAAGUAGAAGGCCAGCGAAAAAGAGUAAGACCCUCAACGAGAUGGAUCGACACAAUGGCUGCAGCCAUGGGCUCAAGCAUAAUGGCUGGGCACAGGACUGAUCAAAGGCAACAAAACUGGAACGAAGCAGUUGAUAGUAGUUCUUGGCUUUUUGCUUCUGUUUCUAUCAAUUUGACAUCAUACAUGGCUACAGAUGGCAAUUUUCUUCAGGUUCCCUUGCGUCAGAAGCCGAGGAGGAAAACUGAAGGUUUUUUCACGAUGAGUCGGCGAAGGGUCUCAUGUAAAGAUCUGGGACAUGCUGACUGCCAAGGGUGGCUGUUUAAGAAAAAGGCAAAGGGAACUUUCCUCAGCAACAAAUGGAAAAAGUUCUGGGUGGUGCUGAAGGAGUCGUCCCUGUACUGGUACAGCAAUCAAAUGGCAGAGAAAGCUGAUGGAUUUGUCAACCUGCCUGAUUUCACUGUGGAAAGAGCAAGCGAAUGCAAGAAAAAGCACGCUUUUAAGAUCAGCCAUCCAGAGAUCAAGACCUUUUAUUUUGCAGCUGAAAACCUGCAGGAAAUGAAUGUGUGGUUAAAUAAACUGGGAUUAGCUGUAAUCCAUCAGACAUCUGCCGCAAAGGAUGAAGAAUGCUACAGUGAGAGUGAACAGGAUGAUCCUGAAGGAGCUGUGGAGACACCGCCCCCUCCUUACUCUUCAGAGACUUCGUUGGCUUCGGCUGCCCAUCAGGCAUCUUCAUCCUCACCCAAGCUGAGUGACGCAUCACGUUCUCUCUCUUCCCUGGAAAAUGCAAGGAAGAUGCCCAGCCGUGUUUCUUCCUCCUCAUCUAAAGACACGCAGUCCUGGCUGGACACAGUUAACAGCUCCUCCAUGGCUGAGGACGCCGGACAGUCUGUACCGUUUGCCGUGCGGGUUCACUCACCUCUCCCCUCAGAGGCAGGCAGUCACAAGGCCCAGGAAGAUGCCAUGUCAGAAAGUGGAGUUUUGAACUCUUUAUCCAGUGAUGAUACUUCUUCACUGAGUAGCAAUGUAGGCCAUCUUACUGUCCCAGACAAGCCUACUGGAUCAAAGAUGCCGGAGAGAGAAGAAAUAAAAAUAUCAGAAGAUGAUGAAAUGGAGAAGCUCUACAAAUCCUUAGAGCAAGCAAGUUUAUCUCCUCUUGGGGACAGACGACCUUCAACCAAAAAGGAAUUGAGAAAAUCCUUCGUUAAGCGGUGCAAAAAUCCAUCCAUAAACGAGAAGCUCCACAAAAUCCGAACCUUGAAUAGCACAUUAAAGUGUAAAGAACAUGACUUGGCCAUGAUUAACCAGUUGCUGGAUGAUCCGAAGUUGACAGCCAGGAAGUACAGAGAAUGGAAGGUCAUGAACACCCUGUUGAUUCAGGAUAUCUACCAGCAGAGGCGGGCCAUGCCUGCCCCUGAGGGUAACCCCCAGGAACUCAAGAAACAGCCUUCCACAGCUUACGUUGAAAGUUCCAUUUGAGAACAAUCCCGGAUUCUCUCCCCUUUGUCCCACACAAGUCUCAAAGAUGUGGCAUGAACUUAGAUUUUUCCUUAAAAGGAAAACUGAAACCCUCUAAAGAUGCAAACUCAGAUGAAGGUCAUCACCCAAUGCAUCAGGACUCCUACCUAGUUCCUCUUGCAAGGCGUCCAUGGAGUGACUCGAUUGGAACGAAUGAGUUCAGUUGAACAGUUGAUUUUUGUGUUCCUGCUGAGAGCUUAAGGCUAUGCUGGGCCCUAGGUGGGACUGUGAGAAAUGUAUUAUCUGUCCGUUGCUCUCAAGAUUAUUCUGAUAUCCUGUGGACAGAAAGAUCAAAUUCGACAAGAGUUAAUUAUUCGUAGAAUUCUUCUGUGCUCCCAAAAAAGAAUCUACAUCUUCCACCUGAUUGGGUAGCUGAGCUCUCCAAAUCAAUAUUUUUUUUUUUUUGGAGUGGAGGAAUAGCUGCAACUGGAGCAGGACAAACACGGUAUUCCAGAACAAAUCCUUUGCUGUUGAUUACAGAAAAGUGGUGCCUUUUCCACCUGUUGACAAACACCUCACAGAGAGAAAUGUGUGGGAGAAUACCAGACGGAGGCUUGUUCUAUAUUCCACUCACUUAAAGGGCGACUUAAUAUUGUCGCACUUGACCCAGGUGGAGGAUCCCAUAAAUGUGUCCUUUGCAUCAAACAGGGAGAGAAAACAUCUUAUUACACCUGGAGACCUCCUCUCCCUCCUAGCUUUUCUAGGCAACUGCAGGAGAUAGUAACAAGUCCAGCAGGGAGUAUUUGCUGCUUUCUUCCUUGGCUGUGGUGCCUACACACAGUAUGAACUUAAGUCUAGAUUCCCUGGGAUCCAAUUUGAAAAGUUGAUUCUGGUGUCUGACUUGAUUUCUAAUACCUUUACUCCAAACACAAUGGAAGAGUUAAAACACGAUUGUUUUAUUUUUGUAUAGUUACGUGUCACUUUGUGUCCUCUGUGAAUAGAUAAGUUGCUAUGUUUGUUAUUUAAGUAUAUUUAUAGAAGUCCAAAUUACUGCUGUUGUCAAAGAUGAUAUACUAUUAUAUGUUUUGCUCAGUAUAUAUUCUUGAAGUAUAUACUUAUUGCUUGAGAAAAAUAGGGAUAUAAUUGAUUCUUUGGAGUUAUUAUGUUGCACUAUAAGGUAGUAGAAUGCUCAGGAAACCUUAAGGGAUAAAUAUGGGGGCAUGAAUUAAUAAUCUUUGCUUUUCUGAUCUCUCUCUCUCUUCUUCUUUCUCUUUCUCUCUCUCUGUCUCUCCUCUCCACCCAGGGCUCUUAGAUUUCUCUCUUUGUUUUAAGGCACUGUCUUCACUAGGAAAGCACUUUCAUCUAAAGUUCUCUCUUCUAUUAAAUGAACUGUCUUUUAAGAUUUAUACCACUUAUGCCCACAGACUCUAAACCAAAUGAAACACAAUUAAUGUCGUCUUUUGACAAAUGACUAAUAGAAAUCGGGGGGUCCAUUGUUAAAGUAGAGCUCAUUUUGUUAGAGAAAAAAAUAGACUCUUCGCUUACUAAUCAUGAAUAUUUCUCACCGCGAGAAUAACCGCAACUCACCAAAAACCCAUUUUGGCCCUACCCCUAGCAAAUUGUCGACAUAACACAUUCUGUUUGUAGUCAACCUGUGGCUUGACAUUCAAAUGGCAAAACCACCUGAAUUUUAUCUGCAAACUAAAUGGAAAUGUUUUUGAAUGUUUCCCCAGGUCUUACUAAGAAGUUGUAAUGCUCUGUAAACAAAGAACAAUCUUCACAUCAAGUAAGAAACAAAACAGGAACCACGUUAUGGUGAUAGAAGCCUCUCUGAUAUAAGAGGCCAUGUCUGUAGCUUUGGCCCAACAAACAUACAGGGGCUCAUGUUUGUGAAAGGUGCACAGUGAGGCCAUGGGCCGUACUGGCCAGGUGGUUCCGACCUGCAGUGAGUUUUCAGUUGGUACAGGCAGAAGUAACUUAUCCAGGUUCUCAGACUGGACCCCAUGCUUCUGAUUUGAGAGGCCAAUCCUUUAACCUUUUUCGCUUAGCAGCUACUAGAGUGCCAAUUGUUAAGAUUCACCAAUGUAAACACACUGUUGAGAAAAAACCCACCCAGUGCCGUCGAGUCGAUUCCGACUCAUAGCGACCCUAUAGGGCAGAAAGGAGACGUAAUAACAGAGGAAAUAAUAGGAUAACACAGACGUUCUUGCAGCUUUUUUCUCUUUGGUUUGCAGCACCAAUCUGCAGACUCCAAAACAAUUCCCCUUAAAUUGAAGAGCUCCAAAAAUUUUGAGCGGGGCUUGUGAAUACAUGUAAAUGCUCGUGACUUGUCACGAACGCACAUUUAACUGACAUUUUAGUGCAAGCUAUUUCUGGUACCAGUCAAAUAUCAAGGCAAAAUAGUUCUAUGAGAGGACUUAAACAGACCUUUCAAAAGUUACUUUUCAGAGUCAUUUUGAGAAAGUGACCUAGAAGUGUUGGAAUUGUCAGUUAACACAGCUGCUUUCAGAACCUCCCAAAAUGAAAGUUAAACUGAACUGCCUAAUUCUGGGCCCUGUUCACUGUGUUUUCCCCUGGGUGAAUGCUCUCGCUCUCUACUGGGUCGUGCCAGGAAGUAGGCCGCUGUUUCUGUGAGUUCCCAGCCUCAGUGGUGGCUGCUAAGGGACAGGGUGAGAGUGGGUGAUGCUUUCUAUGACAUUCAAUUUAGGAGCAACCCUGGAAGUUCUUUUGGUUUAAGCCAUUUUUCUUGUCCAAAGGAUAUUGGGAAAAACUGGAUUAUUCUAGUUUAACCCUGGGGAUUGGGCCAUACUGGAAAUGGAUCUGGGUAUUUUCAGAGAGUCUAAGGUGAAGCUCCUUAGUCACCCCGAUAGCCACAGGGUUUAGGGAAUGUGAUUUGACUCGAAGCCAUGAAUGCUCAGGGAGGAAAUAAUCUCUGUCCAGACCUGUGUCACCUCUUAGGGAUGAGAACCAAAAGGACUCUUCUUUGGGGUUCUGGGAAGGACAGUUUCUCUCUAUAGUUUGCCUGUAGACUCUAUUCUUUGAUACAUUGCAACACACGCUGAACUGGGUGGUUCCAAGUUUGAGGGGCCUCUGUGACUUUUAAGAAUUCUACAUUCUGCCACAACAGCUCAAAAUCUCAGUAUCAAGGGUCUAGAAAGACUCUCAUAAAGCACAAAACUACAAAGACUCCAGGAAGCAGAAGAAAAAGAUUGUGCUUGGAGUCAGGUUUCAAUGUGAAACCAAUGCCUUAUAUUUACUUAGCACUUUAUAGUUUGUAAAGCGGCAUGUUUCUUGUCCCCUGCCCACCACAGUGGCCCUGUGUGGAGUGGCUGUAUAACCGUUAGUCCUUUUUACAGAGGGUGGACACAAGCUGUGAGAAGUGAAUGGCUGUCCUAGGGCCCCAAACCGUCAUUGGUAAGGCCAGAAUCCAGUUUGAGGCUCCUGCCCCCAUUCCCUCCUUCUCCCGUCACACCGUGCAGCAGCUGCAGGAGCAGUGCCUGUGGGGACACAAGCAGUUUGGCUUGGACUGCAUAGUCCACUGCACUGUAAGUGGCACACACUGCCAAGGUGGCUUUUGGCUAAUCUGAAACCUAGGGGCCUGAGCACCAAACCAAAACCAAACUCUUUGCUGUCGCGUGGACUCCAACUCACGGAGUGACCCAUGUGACAAAGUAGAACUGCUCCAUAGGGUUUUUAUUGGCUGUAAUCUUUACAGAAACAGAUCACCAAGUCUUUCUCUCCCGAAGCCUCGGGUGGGUUCGAACCUCCAACCGUUCGGUUAGUAGUCGACUGCAAAUUAUUUGUGCCACCCAAGGACCGUCCCUGAGCAGAGUCUCUUCUCAACUACCCAAACGGCCGCUAUCCCUCCUGCGGAGACUGCUGUGGGGCCAGCUGGGAAUUGGGGGUUGAUCUGUGCUUCCUUUCUUCCCUGCUGUAAAUUAUACGCUUGUUAGGUGCUGUGAGCCCUUAGGAUGAAAGAGGUAUAUUCAAAGGAUUGAAUAGUGUCUAUUUUUCUUGCCUUUUAAGUAUGUUGGGAGAUGUCAGGGACUGAACUUAGUGAUCAGUGGUUAGUCCCUUAGCCUUGCUCUCUCAAUUUCCUCUUACGCAGUUAGGAUACUUUCCUCAGACCAUCUUCAUAUCACAAACCAUGUCAUACAGAUUAAAUAGAUCAAAAGAACUAAUUUUAAGUCUUUUGGGAGAGGAGCUGGACAAAUUCAACCCAUAUUUAAAUUCAUGGACACACACCUCUAUAUAAAAUAAUCUGUUGAAUGACAAUAUUUUGCUAUAGCCACAUAGGUAAUUUAAAUGAGUUAUUUAAGUACCUGUUAACCCGUUGCUGAUAAGUCGAUUCCAACUCAGAGUGACCCUGUAGGACAGAGCAGAGCUGCCCCAUAGGGUUUCCAAGGAGUGGCUGGUGAAUUCUAACGGCUGACCUUUUGGUUAGCAGCUGAGCUCUUAACCACUGUGCGAGUAGGGUUCCAAUUUAAGCACAAAGGAUGCCUAUCCAAAAGCCACUUCCUAUUGAAAAGCUGCCAUAUCCAAAUGGUAGGCUGCCACCUCCUCUUCUGCCUCACAGAAUAGGAUAUUUGAUUGCGGUUUUCCCAAUUUAAUUCCCUUCCAGCAUUUUUGCAUGUUGAAAUCACAAGAGAAACUGAGCUCUAGGAAGGUGAGAUGACUACCCUGCCUCGGGUUUUGAAAUACAUAAUUAAAAAUAAAAGCCACUGAAACAGUAUUUUUACAACCCGUAGCUAGUGACUGGGGAAGGGGCAUAUUCCACGCCUCACGGAAGGCCACCCGUCUCCAUGGACAACGUAUUGGGCGGCUGGCUACGUGUCACUCUUCGUCGUGAGACGGUGCCCUUUACGCGUCUAAAGCCUUUGCACAUCUUCGUAAUUCAUGCUUUCCACCGGGUCCUCUUUCCCGUGCUCCCACGGUACCUCAUCGAAAACAUUAUAAACUGAUUCUAUGUUUUUUAAAAAGUACCUUUCACAUUCUCUGGCUGUGAGGAGACCUAACUUCGUUACUCUGUAGUGCUAUUUCCUUACCUUUAGUCCUAAGGGGAAGCAUGCCUCAUGGAGACAUUUAACAUCCCAUCAUAAAAACCAGGAUUUGUAAUCAUCAGAUAGUUUAAUGUCCUUGCAUGAUGGAGAUGUGACUCUUAGCACUGCAUGGCAUUUGGGGGCAAGUUUUAAUAUGGAAAUGAUCCCUUAAAUUGCGUUGUGCUUUUCAUUCCUUGUCACCUACCCUCUCUGGCUAAACCGAAAGGAGGCAUGGCUCCUUUCUCCUGCUUUAUGUUUCUGAGGCUGACUUGUAAGAGAAAAAUAAAAACAAGAGAAAACGUUUCUAGUGAAAUGACGUGGACAAAUAUUUGAAAUAUUCCACUGGUGUUCAUUUUCUGCCCUGCAGUGUUGCUUUCUCAAUGAAAAAUCUCUCCUUGGGAAGCGGCUGCUCUUUUAUCUUCCACAAAGGUUGUAGCGCCCUCUGGUGGCUGUCACAAGAAUAACUGGUUUUAGGGUCUAUUGAUGUUUUUAUUCUUUAAUAUCUAUGUUGGGAAAUCUAUUUUCAACAAUAACCCAUAUGGUCUUUUUCAACUUAUUAGUACAGCAAUAUCUAGAUUUUUCAAAAGUUGCUGUUGGCCCACAAAAUUUGACUUACCACUUAAUCAUUACUAGGUACCUGCAUUUUGUUAUGUAUUUGCAGAUUAUGUAAGCUAAAACCUGAGGAACGUAAGUUCCUUAAAAUAUGUAAGAUAUUUACAUGAAAAUGUACAAAGAAAACAUUGAAAUUGUUGAAAUAUUGAAAAGACAUAAUGCAUCGCCUUUCUUUUGGAUCCACUAAUCAGAGGAAGCUGGCCUAAUUUGAAUUGGAUUUCCACUUCCUCAUUUGCUGCCUACACGCACAACAAGUUCUCGUUAUUUUUUCUCCAUCUCUCCCAGUUCUCUGCAUACUCACUGCCACCCUCCUUCUCCUCCAUCCUGCCACCACCAAACAUUCCCAGCCUCCCAAACAGAAGCUAUAAAAAAAUAUUUUAGAUCAAAGGGAGAAGCAAAAGGCAUAGAUUUUUAGAACAAACUUGUAUUAGUUGCUGAUAGCUGCUGUAACAAAUUGCCACAAACUUAUCAGCUUAAACUGCACAAAUUUAUUAUCUUAUAGUUUUGGAGCUCAAGGCUGAGAUGGUUUUCACUGAGCUAAAAUCAAGGAGUAGGCAGAAUGCUUUCCUGCCUACCACAAAUCUCCAUUUCAAAUAUCCUGCUUCAUCUCCAUAAACCAUCCAUACCUCCCAGAAAUUUGAGAAUUUCCAAGUUUUAACUAAACAAACAAACAAAAAAAAAACCCAAUGAGGUGUGAAAAUCCUUUGCUAUACCGUGUGAUUGGAAUUUGGUAUCAUCAAAAUAUGUUCACCAUAGAAAAGGCCAUUCCAUCCUCAUGAGGAAAAAAGGGAAGAAAUUCCAGGCUUUCUAUCAACAUACGUGCACAGGUGCAGCAGACGUGAUAUUUUAGUGAGCAGAUCAGGCUUUCAUGGUACCUUCAUUUAAUGACAAAACACUAAAAAUUCACUUUUAAGAAUCAAAUAUCAUAAAAAAGAAUCAAAUAUCAUAAAAAAAAAGGAUAAUUUAGGCUUCAGGAAUCUUAGGUUUAUGAUCUGCUUUGCGCAGCGUCAGGCUUACAGAUGGGUUUGGCCAAGUCUGCAGCUUCCUUCCUCCACAAAGAGCAAGGAGGCUUUUGUUGACUGGGUGUUGAUGUUCAAGUGUCCCAAGAUGCACGGAAUUUCCCACAUUCCAGCCCUCUGAAUGAACCACACUCUAAGCAUUUUAUUUGUCUUUUUACCUUUAAAAGAAAAAUACCUUUGUUGUUGUUAUUGUUAGGUGCCAUUGGGUUGGUUCCAACUCACAACCACCCUAUAUACAACAGAACAAAAUGCUUCCUGGUCCUGCCCCAUCCUCAAAAUCCUUGCUAUGUUUAAGCCCAUUGUUGCGGCCACUGUGUCAAUCCAUCUCGUUGAAAGUCUUCCUCUUUUUUGCUGACCUCUACGUACAGGUGAUUUCCGAUGUUAGUCUGCUAAUUCUCCCAGUCCCAAAUUUUAAGAAGUCAUAAACACUAUACUGACAUUGAAGUCUCUUCUGAACAUGCCCAGGGAGUUCUAUUCAGAGGUGAGGAAGGGGGUGUGGGGGAGGGGACAAAUUCCCACCUGAACAGGGGGCCUAGGUAUUUAGCAGAUUGUUACCCAAGUGCCAAAGGUAAUUGUUGUGGAUGUUGUUGCUGCCCUGCCCAGACCCCUUCUACCUGGCUAGAACUUUUGUACCCCAGUUGCUAUGAGUUUUUCUUCUUAACCAACUGUUGUGUAACAGCCCAGGGGCACCCGGACCCAAAGUUGGCUGUGUCUCCAAGGGACUGAAGAAAGACUCUGGAACCAGCGAUCAUGACUUUUGGUUUAUUCAGGGGGCUUACUUAUGAGACCAUUGGUCCAAGGUGGCAGCUGGACCAGUUUAGUGCUCUGCGACCACCUAGCAAGGGAUACAAGCUUAGAUACCAUUCUGGCUAGGACCAAGGCUCAUCAGUUUCCUCCUGAGCCCUUGGGCAGUCAGCGUUCCCAGGGGCUUCACAUCCAGGCCCAGAUGUUUUUCUUCUUGUUGCUAAGGUGUUCCUCGUCCUUGGCUACCCGCCCAGUCACGCCAUUCCCAGCCUUGUAUCUUAGCCCAAGUCCAUCCUGAAUUCACCCCCAGCAUGCUUUGGGGAAGGGCAAAGCUGACUCCAUUAGGAGGGGAUGCAUAUAGCCGAAUAGCAUUACCCUACACCAACCAAACCAGUUGUCCUCGAGUCGACUGUGACUUCUGGCAACUCCAUGCGCGUGCAUCAUAGGACUUUCAAUGACUGCUUUUCAGAAGCAGAUUGCCAGAUCUUUCUUCUGAGGUGCAUCUGGGUGAACUUGAACCUCCAUCCUUUCAUUAACAGCCAAGAGCAUUAACCAUCUGCACCAACCAGGCUCUCUUUGUUCUUAACACUAUCCCUCUUUCCCAGAGAUUCUUCCCUCAGCUGAAACAGAGCUGCCAAGGUCAUCAGAUUAUGCCUCCCACCCCCAUCCAGGGCAGCUGAGACCAAUGACUGACUGGUGGGUAAAAAGCCCUUGCCUCAGGUGGUACCGAUUCUUUGGAACAGUGUUUCAAAGGCUUUCCCAUGGGCUCAGGCUGAAACUGGUCCACAGCUGAGGCCAUACCCUGCACUUAGCAUCUCCACGUCCUCCUAUCAUGCUUCCCUCAACCCCUUCUGAAAACAUUCCUUCAAGAAACCAUUUUCACAAGACUCCCUGUCUCAGGCUUUGCUUCCAACCUCAGGAAGUUAAUUCUGGAAAUUGUCCCUGGGAAACUGACUCCAUGGAUGAAAUUAGAGAGGUGGAUUCUCCUUGAUCGCCAGGCAAACUAGGUGAAGAUGGGAUGCCAUCAUUGGGGUCAGGGGAGCAUGGAUACCCUUGGCAUACUGUAUGUGGGUGAUUGUGGAGAUUUUACCUAUCAAGCACUGGGAUGAGACACAGGAGGAAGGGAAAGGACUGGCUGGUGUGAUGUCCGUGGUGUUCAAGAGGUGGGAAAUGGGGGGAAAGGGUAGCUAAGUACUAUUGAUGCACUGAAGAAAGUAACAGGCUCAGAUCUAUUAAUUAGUAAUUUAAAGCAAAGUGUGAGGGAGAGGCAACAUUUAAGAGAUACUCAUUUUGUGUAGUCAGAGGGCAAACAGAGUUGAAAAACAGGCACAAGACUUAAUUGUAAGAGUUAUAGAACUUUCUGGGUGACUAAAGCUCAGCCUCAACGAGUCUCCACUGCCAAAUGCAGGGUUUUGACAGGGAAUGAGAUGAGGCUCGAGAUGAGGCUACAUGGGUAAAUAUACUCAAGAAACUUGAACCCAGAUUCCCCAGGAACCCCUGGGCCUACAGAUGAGUGCCACUUUCCCUUACGGGAAGACAGAAGCCUCCAGCCUUCAUGUUAGAAAACUAUUCAGAGGCUUUACAAGAAGUAGGCACCUCACAAGACAAUACUUGCCCUCUGCAGACUUUCUCACCACCUCACUGCCUGGCCACAGCCUCUCCUUUAGGGCCAAUCUCAGUAUAACCCAAUGGGGGAGUGCUGGGCCUGGUAAGGGAAGAAAGCAAAUGCACACCAAAAGAACCACAGAACCUGCCUAGCUAAGGGGCAGGGACUGAGGAAGGGGGAAACACCUAAAUCUUUCCGGGGAAAUUUGAUGCAGGAUCCAAAUGGAUGUUGAUACUCGAGCACUCAAAAAACCAUCAUGGCCUCUGUGUUAGGAUGGAGGUGUAUGGAGGUGAUGCAAUAGAUGUACAAGGUUCUUUUAAAUUUAUUCAUUUAAAUUAAGAUUUUGGAAAAAAGCAUUGAAUAUACCAUCGACUGCCAGAAGAAUGAACAAAUCCUUCUUGAAAGAAGUACAGCCAGAAUGCUCCUUAGAAGUGUGGAUAACAAGACUACGUCUCACAUACUUUGGACAUGUUAUCAGGAGGGAUAAGUCCCUGGAGAAGGCCAUCAUGCUUGAUAAAGUAGAGGGUCAGCAAAGAAGAGGAAGGCCCUCGGUGACAUGGAAUGGAGACACAGUGGCUGCAACAAUGGGUUCAAACAUAGCAACAAUUGUGAGGAUGCUACAGGACAGAGCAAUGUUUCGUUCUGUUAUACAAAAGGUCGCUGUGAGUUGGAACCAACUAAUGACACCUAACAACAAAAACUUUUCACGUUGGGUUCACAGAUGCACAUAGUUGUCAUUUAACUGGUUCUUAAAUGUAUAAUUGGAAAGGCCAUAGUUAGUUGGGAGAACUGUAACUUCGUACCUUGACCAGUAGUAUAAGAGCUAUUGCAGUAAGAAAGGCCUAGGAGAAGCUCCUGAGGCUUCCUCCUUCAGCAGUCUGGCCACUGCAAAACCCAAACAGAUCACAGAAAAUUGCAGUGGACUCCUGUAAACUUAACCAAGCAAUAACCCCAGUUGUAGCUAUUGGCUGAAUGUGAUGUCUUUUCUAGAUCAGAUUAUAUCCUUAGAUACAUAGAUUGGGCAUUCUCUUCAAUACCCCUUGUAAAAGAGGAUCAGUACAUGUUUACAUAGGGUCGUCAAGAAUAUAUAUUUAUGGUCUUGUCCAAAGGCUAUAUAAAUUCCCCUGCUUCUGUCACAAUAUAGUCAAAAGGGACCUGUGCCAUGUAGACAUUCCACAGAAUGUCACACCGUCCACUAUAUUGAUGAUAACAUGCUAACUGAACGUGAUGAGCUAGAAGUGGCAUAUACUCUGGGUGCCUUGGUAAGAAACAUGUGCUCCAGGGAGUGAGAAAUAAACCCUAUAAGGAUGCACAGGCCAGCCACAUAGGUGAAAUAUUUAGUGGUCUAACAGUAUAAGGAAAACCAGGACAUCUCAUUCAAAGUAAACAGCUAGUUAUUGCACCUUGCACUCUUAUUGGUAAAAAGAACCAUAAGGUUUGGUGGGCUGUUCAAGAUUCCAAAGCAACUUAUGCUAUACACCUCACACAUUGAGUGGCAUGGAAAGCCCAAGAAUAGGCUGUACCUCAGGAAUAGGCUGUGGUACGAGCAGCCUUACUGCUUAGGCCACAGGAUUUAGCAGAUCUUGGUGGCGUAGUGUUUAAGUGCCACAGCUACUAACCAAAAGGUUGGCAGUUCGAAUCUGCCAGGCACUCCUUGGAAACUCUAUGGGGCAGUUCUACUCUGUCCUAUAGGGUCGCUAAGAGUCGGAAUCAACUCGAUGGCAGUGGGUUUGGUUUGGUUUUGGUGGUAGUAGAAGUACGUAUGAUGGAGAAAGAAGCCAUGUGGGUUCUCUGCAAGCUUCAAAAAGAGAGUCACAGCACAGAUCCCCAGGGUUCUGGAGCAAGGCCAUGACAUCUGCAGCAGAGAAAUAGUCACCAUUAAAAAAUAAUGCUAUCAUGUUUAGCCCUGGUGGACACUGCGUGUCUAACCUCUGGAGAAUUGAGUUCUGCAGCCAAAACUAACAAUCAAGAGUGCUGUUAGAAGCAAGUUUGGGGUGGCCUGGAGCAAUCCAUUGCAAAAUGGAAGUCUCAUUUCCAGGACUAGGCUGAAGAAACUCCAGAGGAUAUAAGAAAUUUUUAUGAACAUGCGGGUUAGACACCUAUGUCAUCUACCAUAAUUGCAUAGAUACAUCUCCCUCAGCUCACACAUUUGGCCUUAUGGGGGGCUUCUCCUUGUCAGAAAGAGGAGGGAAAGGCCUGAGCUGAGUUUAUUAACAAGUGAGCUUCAUAUAUGAGUACAAACCAAAAACAGACUUCUACUACCAUACCACCUCGCUUAUGGGAGACACUGAAAGUCAGUAGUGAGUGGAAAAUAUCCUAGUGGGCAUAGAUUCAAGCAAUGCAUCUGGUCAUCCACUUUAUGUAGAGACGAAUGUGACCCAAGGAGCACUGAGGACAAUGAAGCCUGGGGACAAGAUUUGUGGAUGCAACCAAGAGAGUAGGCACAAUGUUUGAGGGUCAGAUUUUUGUAUUGGGCAAUAAUACCCACCAGCAAGUAUCCAUUUCAGAAGAAGCACUAAACAACCAAGUGGAAAGGAUAACUCAACCAGUUGAUGUCAGGUCACGUCCGCCCUUGACCAAUGGGCUUAUGAACAGAGAAAACACAGUGUUAGAGAAGAAGGCUUUGCAUGGGCCCAGAAGCAUGUGCUCUUUCCCCACAAUUGAAAAGCUACCACUGUUGCUGAAUGUCUAACCCACCCAUAACAAAGACCAAUGCUGGACCUUCAAUAAGGUAUCAUCCCUUGAGGAGACCAAUCAGCAACUUGUUGGCAAGUUGAUUAUACUGGACCUUUUCUAAUGCUUCAUCCUGAUCAGGACUGACUAGUUUUCCACAUAUGGGGUUGCCCUUCUUUCCUGCAGUGCCUCAGCCAGUACCACUAUCCAAGAUCUCACAGAAUGUCUGAUCUAUUAGUAUAGGAUUCCGUAACAACACCUUUGACAAGAAGCCUACUUUAUGGUCAACGUAGUGGGGCAGUGGGCAUAUGACCAUGAGAUUCAGUGGUUCUUUCACAUUUUGCACCAUUCAGAAGAUGUUGGCCUGAAAGAGACCUCAAAAGGUCUCUUGAAGGUGUAGUCUAGGUACUUACUUGUUGGGAUACCUUGUGUGGCUAGAGUAGCACCCUUCAGAAUGCUUAAAAAAAAAAAAAAAAAGAACCAGUGACCAGUGACCAUUAUAUGGUACUCUGUCCCUAAAAGAUUGAAUACAUAGGUCAGGGGACCAAGGGGUCGAAAUAUGUUGGCCUAGCUCACCAUUACUCCAGUGACCCUCUUUGGGGGAUUUGUGCUUCCCAUCCCUAAAACUUUAGGCUCUGUGUGUCUAGAGGUUAUGCUUCCACUGGGGCACACUGUAAAAGGCCCCAGAAGCCUAAAUCUAUGGCUCUGUCUUGUUACUUUGGACUCCUUAAGCUUUGGAGACCAGCAGGCACUGAAAGGAAUUAUCUUACUGGCAGAGAUUGCUGGAUAAAAUAAUCAGGAGGAAGUAGGAUUGCUACUACAUAAUGGAAGAAGGUAGAACAUGCUUGGCACUGAAAUGGCCCACAGAGUCAUCUCUUUGUACUCUCAUGCCCAGCUAUAAUUGUCCCACUAAAAGGAAAAGAACAGCAACCCUGCUUGAUAAGUGCAUGGUAAUCAGGGGGUUGGGUUGCUCAGGGAUGAGGGUCUGGGACAUCAGCCAGAGAAGUACCAGUCAAGGGGAAUCAGGAAUGUAUGGUGCAGGAGAAGGUGAUUUGUCAUUUAAGCCCUUGUGAUCCACUGUACAGUGGGGCAAUAGUUUCCACCCUAAAUUGCCUCUUAAAUGUUUUCCCUGAAAUUGUGACUGUGCCUACAUGUAGGGAACUUAACGUGAGAAAUGAGGGGAUUUGAGCAGCACAAGGGUAGACUCUGUGGGAUGUUGAUGGUGCCCUGUUCAGAUCCCCUUUGCCAAGCAGAUGGACCCAAACCCUAGUGAAUAUUGGCUGCUGUCUUUGUUACUUAGCGCUGUUAUAAUAAAAAUACCACAAAAGGAUGGAUUUAAAGAACAGAAUUUAUUUUUUCGUAGUUUUGGAGGCUACAAUUCUGAAUUCAGGUCAUCAGCAGGGCUGUGUUCUUUCUCUGUGGGCUCUAGGGGAACAUCCUUCCUGGUCUCAUGCAGCUUCUGUGGCCCUAGGCAUUUUUUGUGCUUCUUGGCUUAUAGGAGGAUCAUCACAUGGUGUCUAUUUUCUCUU